CGGCCGGUUUCGACCACGGCGACUGUUUCAGCUCCGUCGAAUACGUUGGUGUGCUCGCAAGUGGCUCGCGUAGCCGAUUUUAUUUGCGAAGACCCGUGCACACGACGGGCAAGAAAGCACACCAUUCACGUAAUUGUACGUAAUAGCCGCUGGUGGGCGGGCUUUCAGCUCAUCCCGUCUGACAUCGAGUUCCACAAGUCGACGGGAUUCAAAAUCACUGGUUUGCUUAACUACGAAAGAUCUCCACACAGGGCGGUCGGGGGCAAAUAACUUAACCCACAUAGAUUCGACUUAAAUCAGAGGUCACUUAUAAAUAUAAAAUUAAAAUCUGAAACUUGUAAUACAUCUCGUUGGUAUAAUUCAAUUCAGAGACAUGGACGUGGAAUUAUAAAAGAGGAACUGGAUACGGUUAUAAUUAUAACCAUAGAUCUAAAGUAAAAAUAAGCCUAUGCAAACAAAUAAGACCGAACAGUUUUAUUAAGCAAAACACAGCGCCAUCUGUUGAAUACUACGUAACCUACGUGGCCGAUGGUCAGAGAGAAAGGGACAAUCAAGUCUCUUAGGCCAGAGACAUACACGAAAGUAGACUGUACUCUCGCCUCCAAAACACGUGUCUAGAAAAAUGGCUCGCGGGAGACCUUAGUCUUUUUUUUCUUUAGGGCGACGAUGAAGUGAAAAUUGAAUAUAUGUUAUCAUUGUUGCCACAGCUAAACAAGGCAUGCUACUAUUAUUAAUAUAAAUGUUAUUAUUAUAGAUUUUGCCGUACUAGUUUAUUAAAUUCACUUAAGAAUAUUAAGUGGGAAUAAGUGGGAGUUAAACAUAUUAAAAUGUGUUAGAUUAAUACAUUAUUUUUAAUUACUUACAUACAAAAUACUUUAUAAACAAAGAAGCUUGAUUUUUGCUGAAUGUCAACAUUUAGAAGGACUAUUCUUAAGUGAGUCAAUAAACUAGCCUACCUACCUAGCUAAUAAAAAUGACAUUUAGUUUAAUAAUUAUGGGAAUAGCAGAGGUCUCCCUCGAGUUAUCUCGCUCGGCACGUUUUUUGGAGGCGAGAGUGCAGUCUACUUUAAUAUGUAUCUGUAUUUUCGCUGUUACACCGACUAGCAGAGGUCAUAAUGAAACAAAAUGAUCGCUUAAAAUUUGUUUUAAGCUAGAAAUUAAUGUAAUCUGAAAUAAUUUACCGACGGUAUGAAAUCUCGUAAGUGUAUUUGAUUUUUCUGUAAUAGUUUUUACACAAUUUCACGACACAAUUAGGCAUUUAAAAAAUGGGAAUAGCAUUACGUGACGCCUUUCCACUGCGCAAUUCGCCACACAACUGAACGCAGGGGUGUAUGUAACUAAAUGCGAUUUUACACCCAUGUAGUAGGCCCCAUUCGUAGUGCUCAUAAGGCUUGUCUUUACGAAGUAUAUAUGUCUAUGGGUUAAACCAAGUACGUAACAUACUGCGUAAGUUUUAUCGACACACAGAAUGUAACAAAAAUAAUUGGAAUCCGUGUAAGGGUAAAUUCGGUAUCGUGUUAUUUAUUAUUAUGAAAAAGUAGAACAAAUUUAUUUCGUCACGAAAAAGUUUUGUCCUUUGUAUGCAGAAUUGGCCGAUUUGAACGACACGACAUGCCACAAAGAUUUUUUUUCGUCGUAAAAAAAUAUUUUACUUUUUCUUAAUCAGUACGAGUGUGAUAGUCGUUCUUGUACUUGAUAAAAUGGCGUCCGUCACUUUCAAUCCCUUGGUGUUAAAAAGUGACGGAUAUUUUAUCACGUGUAAAUGAACAGUCAACCUUGUAUAGUCAGCAUUUAAAAUACAUUGAUUAUUAACUGCGUAUCUAAAAUAAACAUGCAGUUUAUACAAUAAUUAAACAAACAAUAAAGAAAAUGCGGACAAGCCCGGAAUGAAACCAAAUCAAAUCAAGCAUGAUGCUCAGAUAUUUUCAUUUAAUCCUGGAAUGUUUUUUCAAUGUUGAAAUACUUUGAAAACAUUGACAAUCGGCAAAUCGCAAAAAGUUGGUUGAUUUAUAUUUUUCCGCAGAGUAGAUCUCCAUGUUUCCAAUUAGGUACUCCAGUCAUUUUACUGUCCAUACUAGCUGAAUGAAUAAUUAUGUAUUAUAGCUAAAUUAUUUAUUGGAUAUACAUGUUAAUACUUACAAUCAUUCUACAAGUUAUUUCGACGAAAAUAAUUAACACAUGCAGGAGACAGUAAAAGUUGAAAUAAAUAUAUGGCCGGGCCCCAUUCUUAUUGCACAAUAGACAUGAGUGCAUACAUUAAGAUAGUUACUUGUACUUGUUAUGAUUGUUUAUAAAUGUUGUUUAUAAUAUGGCCCUGGGCUCUUUUAAUUGAUUGUCAGUGUCUUAGGGACAGUUGCACCAAACUGUCUGUUACCGUUAAAGCGUUCAAUAUAUUUUUUGUAUGGGAAGUUUCAUAGUUCUCUGUUGCGUAACGUCGAUCAGUCUGUUAGGUCGCGGACUGGACGCAUGCGGCGCGCGGUGCGUCAAGCAGGGUAGCGGGCGGCGUGCAGAACAGAUUAAUUCAGUUCUAUAUAUUUUGAUCUGUUUUGGACGACAGCGGCGACCGCUUGCCAAGCCGCCCGCAGCCCGCUGGCCGCGCCAUGCGCCGCUUACUAGUACGUCCAGUCCGCGGCCUAGAUUGUAGUUGGUGCAACUGGCCCUUAUUAGUGUGAGGCUUGAGUGGACACUCGAAGCGGAGCGUUCGGCGGGGCAUGCAGCGUGGCAUCGAGCUCACAAGUGAUUUGAGCAGCGUGCACUAAGACCGUUCCUAUACGUUUGCAUUUGUUUAACAUGCACGCCGCACGCCCCACCCCGCUACACGCCCAACUCGAGCGUCCACUCGGGCUUUACACUUAGAGGCGUGUUAAAUUAUUUUUGUAAAAUAUACUGCGUAGUGUAUUAGGUACAUAUCCAGCUUAUCUGUGAGUCCCUGUAUUUGGUUUUGUAUUGCUAUUAAAAAGUUCUUGGUGUCGUUUAUAGCUUUUGCAAUUCCUUGUCUCUCUCUUCUUCCUCGCGUUAUUCCGGCAUUUUGUCACAGCUCAUGGGAGCCUGGGUUCCGCUUGACAACAAAUCCCAAGAUUUGGCGUAGGCACUAGUUUUUACAAAAGCGACUGCCAUCUGACCUUCCAACCCAGACCUAGGGUACGAGUAAACUAGGCCUUGUUGGGAUUAGUCCGGUUUCCUCGCGAUGUUUUCCUUAUAUAUUAUGAUAUUUCGUACAUAAGUUCCGAAAAACUCAUUGGUACGAGCCGGGGUUUGAACCCGCGACCUCCGGAUUGCAAGUCGCACGCUCUUACCUUACCACUAGGCCACCAGCGCUUGCAAUUCCUUGUAUAAAUAUAAGUAAUAUCAUAUUCAACUCGUAAAGUUUUCCGCUAGGCAAUUUUAGUAGAGCACUUUCCAGUGUGCAUGCUAUUAACUCCAUGACACGGAAAAUUCGCUUAAUUUGUAAUUCGACGAGGGUUGAAGUGAUUUAUAUGACGUCAAUUAUAAUAUUAACACAAUUAUUUCAUAGAUCCAUUCGGAUAAACUGAUUUAUUCAUUCGUCGUUAAUCUAAUAUUUUAGAAUAUCUCAGUGGUGAUAGGCCAUGAAUAUAAUCAUACAUACAUACAUAUAUACAGAGGAUUACUAUAACUUAGCUUAAAUCUAAAAUAGGCCCUUAAUUUUGAUUAUGUUAAACAAUAUUAAAUUUUAUAGCCAUUUAAAAAUAUUUUUUACAUGAUUUUCAAUCGUGGCUGAAUGCCGAAAAAGUAGGUGUGUGACUUCGAUACCUAACCUGUCAAGAAAUGACAAUAUGGCGGACGAAUGUUUGAUAUGUCAUCGUAUUUAAGAAUUAUUUCGGUUAAAACUUAGUUUUUUACUCACCAGUGUGAUGAAAAAUAUUGGCCUGUCCUUCGGCUUCGGGCUUACUUAUAUAUGUUCGUAAAUUCGUCUUUACCGCCCUUAAUACACAAUUAAUAUUUAUUAUACAUUAGUUGUUGUAUUAUGCAAUCGCGCAGUGUCAGGGAGUCGGCAGCGGAACCUGCCUGACUGACUGCCUGACACUCUUCGGCGAAAACUCCUCCUUGUGGAAGGAUAACAAAAGGAUGUUACGCUUUAUGUUAUGAGGCCAUAGGCUUUGGUUUUCGCUUAUGACCUGGUGGUUAUGGCUGGUGGUAGUGGAUUCGUUUAUUUGUUUUUAGUUUGGCGAAGCACUGGUGGCCUAGCGGUAAGAGAGUGCGACUUGCAAUCCGGAGGUCAUGGGUUCGAACCCUGGCUCGUACCAAUGAGUUUUUCGGAAUAUUCACCAGUCACUUUUCGGUGAAGGAAAACAUUGUGAAGAAACCGGACUAAUCCCUAUAAGGCCUAGUUUACCCUUUGGGUUGGAAGGUCAGAUGGAAUUCGCUUUCGUAAAAAAUUGUGCUCACGCCAAUUCUUGGGAUUAGUUGCCAAGCGGAAGGCUCCCAAAAGGUUUUUUUGCCCUCAAAGUUGUAAAUAUUUUUGCUAAGCUAGCUCUUCGUCUAUAACUGAGUCAUGUUUAAGUCAUUCAUUUGUUCCUGGAACUUUAUUAUGAAACAGUUAUCAGAAAAAACAUCCAUUAAGUGUUAAUAUAAUUGCUUUGACAUUUAUAAGGUUACUUUAAAAUAUUACAAUUAACUAAGUGUAUUAAUCGAACUUGGCUAAUGGAUUAUGUACUGAAAUAGUCAAUUUCGAUCGAAGCGUUGCCAAACCUAGAUGUGUCGAUAGAAAUGGAGGGACUCAAGUCUGAGAUAAAGUUAUUGACUAUGGUGAUAAUCGGGGAGAAUAUGUCGUGUAUUUACAGAAAUUUUUUUUCGUUUACUAGACAACGGCAAAUAAGGGUGGUUUUUAGAGUCAUAAUAACAUCGUUGAUUUUUAUAUUGGCAUGUAUAGACAAGAUAUACUUCGUGUAUCGAAUAUUUUAUAACAACAAUUUUAUGUUUUUUGUCAAUGAAGUUGUAUAUGUAGUAUUGACGACCACAAUAACUUUGCUUGAUUUUAUUCUUAGUAUAAAAGACUCUAUGACGUUUUGUAUAAUCGUGUCGAAGAUUAAUCUUGUUCAUAGAUACUGCUCUAAAGGUAACGUUUACCCUAAAGCUCUUCAAAUAUUGACUUGGAAAGUAACAGUCAAUUCGAUUGUUCUUGCAUUGUCAUUUGUUGUGAUGGAAAUUUCUAACAAACCAUUUUCAAACCGGGACUUUUACCAUUGCGCCAAACUUGCGCUGCAAAUACUUAUUAAUUUUUGGAAAGAAAUACAGGUUUUUCUUAAAAUUCUAACCUUUAAUGUUAUAAUUAGUAUAAUCACCUUAGCGAUUAAACAAAUAAAAAUAAAUUUAGUUGAACCUCUUGAGACAUUAGAAAACAUCGACAGCACGAAAGGAGACAACGAGGACAUAUUAGUAAGAGUCAAUAUGAAUAAUAUAAGAUAUACCCUAAAAGAAUCAAUUGUGGCAUUUGAUCGUCUUCAAAUAUGCAGUAUUAAACUCAAACAAUGUUUUGGUGUACAGGUAAAUUUUAUUUUGUAUUACUUUGAUGAAUUCCUUAAAUAUAUGAGUAUGAUGUAUUUAUGAUAUUUACAUUGAAUAUUAUCAAGCACUUUAAUUUUUUUCAGGUGGUGUUUUCGAUAUUCAACCUCUCAUUGUUUUACGUAUUUCUGUGUUAUCGUGGAAUUACAUCUUUGUUGCAGGCUGGAGUAAGUUAACAGUAUUUAAUUAGACGAAUUCUGCGCUGUCAAGGGGGGGGGGGGGGGGGGUCCACACAGAACGACCCUAAAAUUAAUUACAGGACUAGAUAUACCUCAUGCCAUUGUAUAUCCAAAGUUUUAUUACAAUCCACCACUUAGUUUUAAAAUGAGAACGAAACUCAUUUUGUAUGGGAAGGUGAAAUUCGGCCGAGCUUGCCGGGGACUCUUAAUGUAUCUAGACACUAGUGGAUGACUUGAAUUUAAAUAAAGUUAAUUAUAUAUAUUCAUAAAACUAUGCAUAAUAAAUAUUUCAUUCAUUCAUUCAUUAUUUUAGGAAUCAGGAUAUCAAGGGAACCCCGUCGACACCAUAAUUCAGUUGAUAAAUUUUAUGGGCGCCAUUUUUGCUGUGCUUUACGCUGGUCAACAGGCGUACAAUGAAAUAAACGAGUUGAGGAGAGCUAUGGCGAGACUGUAUAACGCACUACUUAGGAGUAAGUCUAAUACGUGUUAUACAAGUAGCCUUACCACGACUGCUUUAGUGUCAUGUUAUUUCAGUAUAUUGUUUAAAAAAAAAACCGGUCAUGUGCGAGUUAGUUAUACUCGCGCACCGAGGGUUGCACCUGAACAAACUUCGAAUUAUCCCGUAUAUAGAGCAAUAUUUGGUUUAAGUUACUUUGUCCCAGUAAAAAAGCUUGUAUUCACGGGAAUUUUAAGUAAAUUAUUUAUUUUUUAUGAAGUUCCAGGUCCAGACGCUUUGCAACUACAAAAAACAGUUAAAAUUUUUCAUGGACAAAUGGCACUUGACCCAAUCAAAAUCAAAAUAAUGUCCGUGAUGCCAGUGCAGAUGGCAUUAGUCCUGCAAAUAUUAUCGACUAUCGUAUCAUACACUAUCAUCUUUCUACAAUUCAAUCACGUAGUGUAAAUUUGAAAAAAAUUAACAAAUGGAUCCACGGGACACCUCAAAUGAUCAGGCGUAAAGGCAAAGCGAAAAGAUGGUGGAACGUCUUGGACGCUUUCGAAAAAGAAUGGUGAGAAAAAACAACAGCAGGACAUGGAGAAAAAGAGGGAAUUUGCUCAGCAGCAGGAAUAUCUCUGUAGGAACGAAUAUAGUAUUAGAAUAGAAUGUUUUUUUAUUAGUAAACACAAACGAGAUAAAUUACAUAUUAUAACAAAACUAUAGAAGGAAUACAGUGCCAUGAAAUAGCCUCAUCUCAGCAUGUUGUUGGUGACUUCCAGCGCUGAUCUUCCGGUGCAGGUGCAGGACAACAGAUGAAAGACAAAAAAGAUAUUACAUGCAGUGGAUAAAUGGCUAGAGAUAAGGAAAAGUUAUACAACAAGAAGGUACAAUAUAAAUACUAAAAUAAAAUUACAUAAUAUAAAUGGUUGUAAGUGGUAAUGGUCGUAAGAUGACUUAAUUUAUGAACGAAAGGCUGUAAUACAAACUAGCGAUAGGACGUAGGGAAAGGUAGUAGUAGAAAUCACUUUAAUGUACAAAAUCAGGUUCACACAAAAUGUAUAGAAAUUGAGGUACAAAGGCGAACUUAUCUUUAUAAAGGAUCUGAAGUGGAAAACUUUAAUUAAAUAGACAAACUUAGGGAAUUUACAAAAAUAUUUGGAAGAACUAUUAAAACAUUGUCCACGAUAAAUACCAUUAUAGAAUAUUACUAGCAUAAAUAUAUAUCACAUACGUAAAUAUCACAAGUGUAACAAUAAUACAUUGUGAUACAAGUGUGCUAAGUUGGUCAUUAUACACGAGGCGAGCUGUAAGCGAGCGUGCAAUAAGAAAGCGGAUGUGUGUAAUCACCAUAGCACACGCGUUUCAUACGAUGUUUUUCAACACACUUGCGAGGAAAAAGGAAACUUUCAUAUUAAUCAUAUUUUAAUUGUUAAAUCGGUUAGUAAAAAUCUUGCAUCUGUUAUACUGCCUGCCGGCCCUCGCCCCGCCGCCCGGCAGCCGGCGGGGCGCCGACUCCCGCCAGUCCACGUUGUAAAAUCUACUCGACCAAUUUAAGACGGCUCCGUUUCCAUACAUAUUAUUAGCAAUCAGUAGGUAACCUUCUUAACUCAGUCGGAUGAUAUAAUGAAAAAGCACGAGUGUUAUAAUAUACUGAAUAAGCACGCGUGUUUAAUAUCUAGGAUUAUGAGCCAAAAAUCGGUGGAAUAAAAACGCCGUUUUGAGCAAGUGUGUUGAAAAUAAAGGUUAGUACUUAACCAAAUCACGCUUGAUUGGAAAGCCAACGCAUCCUUAGAUACGCCUUGAGUGACUCAACAGAGUGGGACUGUUUGAGCCACAGGGGCACACUUCACAGCGCGCACCGUGAAAUAUUUUUUAUUUGUUAUUUUUGAUUAGCUCUUUUACCAUUACUUUUAAAAUUGUAUUUUCAUGGACCUAGUGUGGGAUUUGCAAUAAAGAAUAAGUUAAUCGAGGAAGUUGUUUUAUUCAAGAAAACGCUUCAUGAAUUCGUAGCUAUGGGUGUAAGUCAAAAAUAUUGACAACAAAACAGGAUGGCUACGACGAAAACUGUUGAUACCAUGCAAAAAUAUAAUUGAAAAUUGGCAAUGGGAAGGUAAUAGAUUAUUUUAGUUAAAGUCAUGUAGGUACAGUCAGCUACGGAGAAAAGGUACCCCCCUUGCAUAGAAAUUUGUAUGUACGUACUUGACAUAUCACUAUAGUAAAACGAUUUAUGACCAUGGUACAAAACGAUCCAGCUACAACUCUUAAGGAAGCUAUGGUUUGAAGACUCGUGCAUGGGUCGACGCGAACUAGUUUUAGCAUUUAGACGUUCCGGACAUAUCCCGUUAAAUAAUUUUGCGUUCUUGAUGAAAAAGGUGCCGUCGCCAAACUGUGACGAGUGUGAAAUAUUGGAGGAUGCAUACCAUGACAUUAUGGAAUUUGUCCGUAACGAGAAAAGAUAUCAUGAACGAAAGCUUAUUAGAAGUUGGGGGUUGCAACCAAAUUUUGGGGCACCCACUAUCUGAGGAUGCAAAAUGUAUAUAUAAACUGGUUUCAUUAGGAUUAAGUAGAAGAUAAGUCACAUGUUUGUAUACGCACAGAGCGACAUCGUCACAAAAGUGACAAAGCUCUUUAAUAAAGAUAAAAAAAAGGUUGGAGUCAAUUAUAUUGUUAAAUACCUAAAUAAUAUAGAGCUUUUUUAAAUGUCUUAAAAAUCUAACGCCAUCAGCACGCCUCACUUAAAAAACGUCAUGUAUAUGCAUGUCAUAUUUUGACGACCGGUUUGGCCUAGUGGGUAGUGACCCUGCUUACGAAGCUGAUGGUCCCGGGUCCAAAUCCUGGUAAGGGCAUUUAUUCGUGUGAUGAGCAUGGAUAUUUGUUCCUGAGUCAUGGGUGUUUUCUAUGUAUUUAAGUAUUUAUAAAUAUUUAUAUAUAUCGUUGUCUAAGUACCCUCAACACAAGCUUUAUUGAGCUUACUGUGGGACUUAGUCAAUUUGUGUAAUAAUGUCGUAUAAUAUUUAUUAUUUAUUUAUGUAUCCAUGCCAAAUUGCAGUUUUCUAGCACUGACGAUCACGGAGAAAAGCCGCGAACGGACGGACAGACGGACAUGGCGAAACUAUAAAGAUCUCUAGGUGACUACAAGACCCUAAAAAGCGUCGCUCUUUAGUUCAAAGCUCCAAGUUUUAAUGUGGUCUGCCCUUAAACAUAAAAUAUCCACAGCUGUCAAUUUUGUCACCCCAUAAUCAGAGCAGUAGGCAUAACUUUCUUGACCGACGCCAUUCUCACAACGCGAAAGACUGUACUUAAUUGCAGUUUUAUAUCUUCUAUUCAAGUCGUUCUAACUUGUUUGCUCUCAGGGUUGUGGGGGGAAGUUAAAGUGUCUCGUUUAACCCUAAUAUCGGGGAACUAUUCUAAUUUUAAAGCGUUGAGAAACUUGGCCGUAGCUUAGAUGAUCGAUUAUGAUCGUUGGUGAUAAAAUUUAGAUAAUAUUGUAGAAAAUUUUAUCAAUAAAAAACUUUAAUCGUUGCUUUCACAAUUUUCAUGAAAGUUUAUAAAAAGCUAAAAAUGAGGAUAUAGGGAGAGGGGUGGAAACAGUUAUUCUUAUAAACGUAUAAGCUAUAUGAAACUUGUUUCAUUCUUUCUGCCGGACCAUAGUUGAGCCUAAGGAACCGCACUAUAAUGGCUGACAGGGGCGGUUGCUGAGUAUCAUAAAUAUAUGCUACAUACCACCCGGGAUGUUCAUAGAGCUUGAUUUCGACUAGGUUGCCUAUAAUUUUGAGACAUUUGAGUAAUUUUCCUUGAGUUAAUAGAGAAAAAGAAACCCAAGUUAGCUUUUCACUUGCCGCCACAGUUACCUACGCAAUUCAACCUUAACUUGCAUAAUAAGUAAGUUUCAUUAGAAGAGCGUUUCUUUUCUUGCAAUUUUUUAUGUGACCUUUUUGCCACUUUUGUGUUAGUUCUAGUCAGGAUCGGGAGAACUUUUCAUCCUUCCCGAAGAAUUUUCAUACAUUUUUCAAACUUUCCUUUUUGUUACCGCCAUACAAAUAAUAUGGGGAAAUGGUAACACAAUAGAAAAAAAUAUGACACAAAAUUAAUGAAAAUGACAUACAUGUAUUUUUAAAAAACGCUCUGAAAUGAACUUCCUCGAAAAGUGGCCUAGGUCGUCCUGCCACUGUGCCAUAAUUAUUUGGUCUGCCUCCGCCGAACUAUCAGUUCAGUUCAGUUUGUAACUUCCCCUACCUACACCCCAAAUCUACCCCAUCUAUUCAACCCCGGACCUAAUAAAAUACUGAACCUAAUCGUUAACAAUCCCACCUUUAAAAUUACCCCUAAAAUUUACCCCAACAAUAAUUUUACCUUAACAAUAAUUUGGCCAAGUGAUCGUCUAGUUACAGGUUAGGACCCCUCGAAGCGAACCGCGGUACCCUAGAUUCUUUAAUGAGUAACAACUAAAUCUUGGACUCUGAUUCUACCUGAUUAAGUUUUACCUAGAUGUUAAGACUCGGGAAUUUACUAUACUAAAUAAUUUAUUAUGAUGAUAGGAAAUAAUCGAUAGGAUAUUAUGUUAAGAUUCAACCUUCAGCAAAAUACCGUAAAACUAAGUUAUUCCAAACCCUUUUCCAUAUUAAAUAUGACAUCUUAUAAGUAGAAUGAAAAUAUAUAACAAUUGACAAGGUAUGAGCAGUGUCGUGGUAAAGGAUAUAGGCUCCGCCCACACGCGCAAGGUCGUAGACGACGGGAGUAGCCUUAAGUUACAGAAAUUAUCAAUGAUUUUUGAUGUAAUGUAAAAUAUAUUUUUAUUAAUUUAUUAGAAAGAUAUUUAGGUAUUGCAGCAUAUAUGAUUAUAUAAAUAUAAAAAUAUAUUUGGUAAAAUCCUGCUACUCCUAUUAAGUCUUCGGGGUAACAUUGAAGCAGCACUCCUGGGAUAAGCCCAUUUACACAUUAUUAUUUUAAACUAAAUGUUAUUACCUAUUAUCUUCUAAACGAGGAGUGAAUGGAUCACACGUGCUGCCUCUAAUGCUAGAUGCAGGUCUGAAGACUCUUACUCCGAUUAGCAAUAUCAAUCGGGCCACCUACUAUCUUAUUAGCCAGACGGGCUAUGACCAACGCUUCGCAACCCAAUGCAAACCUAAGGACUGACGAAAAGAAGCGAUAAGUAUUCGUCAGACACCAUUUACUUAUCUCUUUUUUUUAUAUCUAAAAGCUAAGGCUACUAAGCCAAUAUCCCAGUCCCCAUAGCUAAAAGUAGGCUGAAUUCCUAGGCCUUUCAAAUGUAUAAACGAAGUACAAGUUUAACUCAUUACUGUACUUUAUGAGAUCGAACUAUCAAGGUGAGUAUUAUUCCACUCAAAGAUUCCAAUGGACUGCGCUCGCCUGCCAAAGGGUCUCUAAAACAAACCAUUCUUUAAUCCCAGAAUAGUCUGUGUUCCUAAACCCAACUUGAUAUUUAAGGAUUGAAUAUAUAAAUACCUUAGGACCUGAUCGUAAUACUCAGUACUUCGUCUCUACACCAAAAACCCAGAAAUGAAAAUACAUAGAUAAGAUGUUACAGAUAACCCUCAACUUUCCACUCAGAGUAACAGUCUGGAAGAUUUAGGUAAUUAAAACCCAUUACCAGUAUUUCACUAAUAUUAUCAUCAGUACACGUUAUAAAACCAUAGCUUCACAUCAUUAGAACCUUUUGAAAAAUAUAUAUAUACACUAACCAAUCGAAUUUCUAGAUCAAACCUAAGAGAGACCCUAUAACAGUGUGUGUGACUCUACCCUAUUCCUACCCUUAGACCCUAAUCUAGCAUGUCCAGAACACAGAUCGUACUUACCAUUGAUCUAGUGAUUUGGAACAUACACAAGUGUAUCCCUAAGUCUAAGCUGUAAGCAUUCGGCCGACAAAACCGAGGUAUAGCAAACCCUAGUGUCUGUGUGAUUGGCCCCCUCCUCAUCGCCACGUGGGCACGGUGGAUGAGAAUAGACCGCCCUAGCAUGUCUAUAGGUAAUCAGCACACUAGCACACACACCCGUACCAGUCACAUGGGAUACCCCGCCAUGACUAAAACUUUAUCUGUGUUUGUUACCAAUCAUGACAGAAGCUCUCCCGUGACCAGCACUAGCAUGAGCCAGAGCACCGAAAUAUAUAUAAAUAUAUUUAAUACGAGACCUAGCCUCAAUUACUGCAGACUUCAGUGAGCCGAGAUUACUCUCAAUGGCACGCACGUGAUGCCCUCACAUUCAUCUAACAGCUGGACUUUGAGACUAAGGAGAGUAUGCUCGCCUCUUAUGUUGGUAAAGAAGAGACGCCAAGUCCUCUCAACUUGGAGCAAAAGACUUCUAAACAGCUGCAAUUUGACACCGUUAGGGAGCAGCUGAUUAGAUAGACAAACUGUUAGUCCAAACAGUGAUCUGGCUUUAUAAAAUAACAAACUAACCUCAUAGAAAGGUAAUAAAAUAACAAAAUUAGUUUUUACUAACAAAACUCACAAUAUAGUAACACAGAUAAGGAAGUAAAGAAUCUCCACCAUAGCCUAAGCUUAGCAUUACGACAACAUUGUCCCCGCAAUGCCAAACAUAGACACAAUUUACAAGUUUAAAUUUACCAGGAUAAUUCCCAGCAAACACAAACAAAUAGAAGGAAUAGUAGAGAAACUUUACUUACUCAAAGCCAGAGAUACCGCCAGUCCGAUGGUUAAAGAAUGAAUGCCCAUCCUCCGUACUUUACGGCCCUUUUAUAUACUUUAGUAGCGACAUAACAGCGACAUAACGGCGACAUAACGGCGACUAGCGACAUAAUAGCGACAUAACGGCGACAUAACAGCGACAUAACAGCGACAUAAUAGCGACAUAUCGGCGACAUAAUAGCGACAUAACGGCGACAUAAUAGCGACAUAAUAGCGACAUAACGGCGACAUAAUAGCGAC
This is a messenger RNA of Cydia pomonella (codling moth), 13046 nucleotides long. RefSeq lists its product as uncharacterized. The coding region runs from base 6070 to 6603 and encodes 177 amino acids. NCBI's taxonomy places the organism in Eukaryota, Metazoa, Arthropoda, Insecta, Lepidoptera, Tortricidae. The transcript is spliced from 2 exons. The record is from RefSeq and is a predicted model, not a curated record.